GCCGGCUGCCGUCUGCGAUUCGCUAAAGCAUGCAGUUGGGAGAGCAGCUCCUGGUGAGCUCAGUGAACCUGCCGGGCGCGCACUUCUACUCGCUAGAGAGUGCUCGCGGAGGAGGAGGAGGAGGAGGAGGCGGAGGAGGGGGAGGUGGAGGGAUCGUCAGCCUCCUCCCCGGUGCUGCCCCCUCGCCCCAGAGGCUGGACUUAGACAAAGCGUCCAAGAAGUUUCCAGGCAGUCUCCCGUGCCAGGCGGGGAGCACAGAACCCGCAGGCGCCAGCGCGGGGGCUCCCGCGGCCAUGCUCAGUGACGCGGACACCGGGGACACUUUCGGCAGCGCCUCGGCGGUGGCCAAGCCCGGGCCCCCGGACGGCCGCAAGGGCUCUCCGUGCGCGGAGGAGGAGCUGCCCUCCGCCGCCACUGCCGCGGCCACUGCGCGCUACUCCAUGGACAGCCUGAGCUCCGAGCGCUACUACCUCCCGUCGCCGGGACCGCAGGGCUCCGAGCUCGCCGCGCCCUGCUCGCUCUUCCAGUACCCGGCGGCGGCUGGAACGGCCCACGGAUCCGUGUACCCCGCGUCCAAUGGCGCGCGCUACCCCUACGGCUCCAUGCUGCCCCCCCGUGGAUUCCCCGCCGCCGUGUGCCCGCCCGCGAGGGCGCAGUUCGGCCCCGCCGCAGGCUCGGGGAGCGCCGCUGGUAGCAGCGGCGGCGGGGCCGGCGGUCCUGGCGCCUAUCCCUACGGCCAGGGCUCCCCGCUUUACGGGCCAUACGCCGGAACCUCAGCGGCAGGGUCUUGCGGAGGACUGGGGGGCCUAGGGGUGCCUGGCUCCGGCUUCCGCGCCCAUGUCUACCUGUGCAACCGGCCCCUAUGGCUCAAAUUCCAUCGGCACCAAACUGAGAUGAUCAUCACCAAACAGGGCAGGCGCAUGUUUCCUUUCUUGAGCUUCAACAUAAACGGACUCAAUCCCACCGCCCACUACAAUGUGUUCGUGGAAGUGGUUCUGGCUGACCCUAACCACUGGCGCUUCCAGGGGGGCAAGUGGGUGACCUGCGGCAAAGCGGACAAUAACAUGCAGGGCAACAAGAUGUACGUUCACCCAGAAUCUCCCAACACUGGCUCCCACUGGAUGAGGCAGGAGAUUUCCUUUGGGAAGUUAAAACUCACCAAUAACAAAGGCGCUAACAACAACAACACACAGAUGAUAGUGUUGCAAUCUUUGCACAAAUACCAACCACGACUGCACAUCGUGGAAGUGACAGAGGAUGGUGUGGAGGACUUGAAUGAGCCUUCCAAGACCCAGACCUUCACCUUCUCAGAGACACAAUUCAUCGCCGUGACUGCCUACCAAAACACGGAUAUUACCCAGCUCAAGAUCGACCAUAACCCCUUCGCCAAAGGCUUCCGGGACAACUACGAUUCCAUGUACACCGCAUCAGAAAAUGACAGGUUAACUCCAUCUCCCACGGAUUCUCCUAGAUCCCAUCAGAUUGUCCCUGGAGGUCGGUACGGCGUUCAAAACUUCUUCCCGGAGCCCUUUGUCAACACUUUGCCUCAAGCCCGAUAUUAUAACGGUGAGAGAACCGUGCCACAGACCAACGGCCUCCUCUCACCCCAGCAGAGCGAAGAGGUGGCCAACCCUCCCCAGCGGUGGCUUGUCACGCCUGUCCAGCAACCUGUGACCAACAAGCUAGACAUCGGCUCCUAUGAAUCUGAAUACACUUCCAGUCCCUUGCUCCCGUAUGGUAUCAAGUCCUUGCCCCUCCAGACAUCCCAUGCCCUGGGAUAUUAUCCUGACCCGACCUUCCCUGCGAUGGCAGGGUGGGGAGGUCGGGGCGCUUAUCAGAGGAAGAUGGCAGCUGGACUACCAUGGACCUCCAGAAUGAGCCCACCUGUCUUUCCAGAAGAUCAGCUUGCCAAGGAAAAAGUCAAAGAAGAGAUUAGCUCCUCCUGGAUAGAGACUCCACCCUCCAUCAAGUCUCUAGACUCCAACGAUUCCGGGGUGUACAACAGUGCUUGCAAGAGAAAGCGCCUGUCUCCCAGCACCUCCAGCAAUGGAAAUUCGCCCCCCAUAAAGUGUGAGGACAUUAACACUGAGGAGUACAGUAAAGACACCUCAAAAGGCAUGGGGGCGUAUUAUGCUUUCUACACGACUCCUUAAAGCGUUCUUUUAACCUCUAAUGUCUUACCAGAUGGACCUGGUGGUGUUUUGUUGUUCUCUUUGCCUAGGUUACCAAAAAGACUUUUGCCUUCCACCUUUGAUGUAUCCUGUUUUGUGCAAUUCUCUGAGAGAAGGCGCCAAAGCUCUGCCAUGGCCGCAGGUAACUAACUGAACCAGACCUAGCAAGAAAUUGGUUUCUUUCUUUGUAAAAUAAAGCUAUGAAGGACUCAGGAGUGUUUUAAAACUCAGAGGUCAUUCAAGGUGCUGGAUUCAUUUAUGGGAAAGGAAAUGAGAAACAUUCGGAAAAGGCAAGCUAUGAAGAGUGAGUACCAGGUGCUAUUAAAUGAAUUUCAAAAGCAAGAAAACAUGACAGAAAACAAACAAACAAGGAAAAAAAAAAACCCUUUGGCUCUCAUUUCUACUCGUAAAUCUUUAAGCAAACAGCAACCCAGAGGGUUAAAAUAUUUUUGCUUCAAGAAGAGAAGGAUUGGGCCUUGAGUUCCAACAGUGGACUCUUCACAGAGAUAGCUUCUGCCAUGGGCUGAAGAGGCUGAGCCUGAGAGUCAAGGGGAAAAAAAAAAAAAAACCCUAAUGUUCAAGUGGCUAACUUGUAUUCACUGCCUGCAAUUCCUUGCAGAAUUUUGGAAUAAACCAUUUGUUAUAGGGCUGGCUCUGUGUGGCUGGGAUGACCUGUAGAAGGCAGGAGGAUCAGAGAGGAAGAGAGAAAUUACAUGUACAAUUGUAUGUUUAGACACCUUAGAAUAAUCUGGAAUCUAUUGUACAAAUUCAACUGCCUAGGUAUCAGAUAAAAAUAAUGUAAAGUUGGUGCUUUGGCGUUGUAAAGAGUUUUCCGAAACACAGCUGCAGGGUUAAGAGGAGGGAUUCACAUCUUGGAGAUAUUCUGUCUACUUAGCUAAAUACUCAGCUGCCUCCUUACUCACUUCUACCUACCACGCUUAAAGGGGGAAAAAAAUCCUGCUUAAUUCU
Molecule: messenger RNA, 3140 nt
Organism: Arvicanthis niloticus (Nile rat)
Lineage: Eukaryota; Metazoa; Chordata; Mammalia; Rodentia; Muridae
Gene: Eomes
Product: eomesodermin
Biological process (GO): CD8-positive, alpha-beta T cell differentiation involved in immune response; endodermal cell fate specification; positive regulation of DNA-templated transcription
Cellular component (GO): nucleus; chromatin
Molecular function (GO): DNA-binding transcription factor activity, RNA polymerase II-specific; RNA polymerase II cis-regulatory region sequence-specific DNA binding
Source: RefSeq, a predicted model, not a curated record